Molecule: messenger RNA, 222 nt
Organism: Penicillium manginii
Lineage: Eukaryota; Fungi; Ascomycota; Eurotiomycetes; Eurotiales; Aspergillaceae
Exons: 1
Coding region: 1-222 (73 amino acids)
Source: RefSeq, a predicted model, not a curated record
AUGGCUCACAAUAUUGCAUUCUCGCAGGCCGCUCAGGCUUUCACUUUCGAACUCGAUGACGCGCUACAGACAUUUUCACACGAGCGCCUGCGGCAAGUUGUCCGGUACAUGUGUAUGACGAGCUCGCGCCAGAGGGAGAUAUUCAAGACAUGGUUGUUCGUGACCGAGGACAAAGUCCCUCGACCCGUGACUUCUACCUUUGAGGAACAUUCCAGCAACUAG